Messenger RNA from Adineta ricciae, 351 nucleotides. The record is from the annotation of a GenBank genome assembly. Lineage: Eukaryota; Metazoa; Rotifera; Eurotatoria; Adinetida; Adinetidae.
AUGUGUGAUACAUCGAUAACCAAAGUUUCGUCUUCCACAGCACCCAUCGGUGAAAUGGGACAAAAAUAUUUGGCUUGUGGCAAAUCUCUAUCGAUGAGAAUGUGGGACAAUGAAAAAGCAACAAACGAAGCGAAGCCAUUAUCAACACGUGACUAUGAAACAUGUGGUUUUGUCAUAUCGGGCAAAGCUGAAUUGCAUUUCGAAAACGACCAAAAAGUUUUACUUUCACCAGGUGAUUCGUGGAUCGUACCAAAAGGUGCCAAACACACGUACAAAAUUUUAGAAAAUUUCACCGCAGUCGAAGCAACACACCCACCGGCAGAAGUGAAGAAUCGCGAUGCUCCGAAAUAG